Messenger RNA from Beta vulgaris subsp. vulgaris (sugar beet), 1567 nucleotides. Its product is annotated as replication factor C subunit 3. The record is from RefSeq and is a predicted model, not a curated record. Gene Ontology annotation, molecular function: ATP hydrolysis activity; DNA binding; DNA clamp loader activity. Gene Ontology annotation, biological process: DNA repair; DNA-templated DNA replication. NCBI's taxonomy places the organism in Eukaryota, Viridiplantae, Streptophyta, Magnoliopsida, Caryophyllales, Amaranthaceae. Bases 138 to 1229 code for a protein of 363 amino acids. Gene Ontology annotation, cellular component: DNA replication factor C complex; nucleus. The transcript is spliced from 9 exons.
AAAAAAGUGGUAGUAAGUAAAAGUUUAAUUUGGCGCCAAUUUGGGAGCAACCUUCUCAAAACCACACCCCAACACGAAAGAAAACACAGUCUUCUUCUCACUUCUCCAAAACCCUAAACCUUCCUAAGCACACAACAAUGGCGGAAACAAUCUCUCUCAUGGACGUCGACGAAGCCGAUAACGAUAACGUUACUAGUCCUAUCAUCAAACCUAACAAAGGCAAAAACGUCGUCGUUCCUGGCGACGGUAAAUCCGGCCUUUGGGUCGAAAAAUACCGCCCUCAAUCUCUCGCCGACGUUGCGGCCCACCGCGACAUCAUUGAUACCAUUGAUAGGUUGACAAGCGAGAAUAAAUUGCCGCAUCUACUGCUUUACGGACCUCCAGGAACAGGGAAAACGUCGACAAUUUUGGCGGUUGCGAGGAAACUUUACGGGAAUCAGUUUCAUAACAUGAUUCUUGAGCUUAAUGCUUCUGAUGAACGUGGAAUUGAUGUUGUUCGUCAGCAAAUUCAGGAUUUCGCCAGCACCCAAAGUUUCUCGUUUGGUGCAAAAGCACAUGUAAAAUUAGUCUUACUGGAUGAAGCAGAUGCAAUGACAAAGGAUGCACAGUUUGCUUUACGUCGAGUAAUUGAGAAAUACACAAAAAGCACGAGAUUUACAUUAAUCUGUAACAACGUUAACAAGGUCAUUCCAGCACUCCAGUCAAGAUGCACAAGAUUCCGGUUUGCUCCUCUUGAUUCUACACAUGUCACAGAGCGGCUUAAACAUGUUAUAGAAGGUGAAGGAAUUGAUGUAACCGAGUCUGGCUUAGCUGCAAUCGUGCGAUUGAGUACUGGGGACAUGCGAAAGGCUCUGAAUAUUUUGCAGUCAACACACAUGGCGUCUCAACAAAUAACAGAAGAAGCAGUUUACCUGUGCACCGGAAAUCCUCUGCCAAAGGAUAUUGAGCAAAUAUCAUAUUGGCUUCUCAAUGAGACUUUUGUUACUAGUUAUAGCCAAGUUUCUGAUAUGAAGACCCGAAAAGGACUGGCCUUGGUGGACAUCAUAAGAGAAGUGACAAUGUUUGUUUUUCGAAUUAGGAUGCCAUCAGAUGUUCGAGUUCAACUGAUUAAUGAUAUGGCCGAUAUAGAGUAUAGACUAAGUUUUGGAUGUAGCGAUAAGCUACAGCUUGGAUCUCUUAUUGCUUCGUUUACAAAGGCUCGUUCUGCAUUGGUUGCGGCCGCAAAUUAGAUGUCCUCUACGAAGUACAUGAGUUGUUUCCCUUUGCCUGCCUAGACAUCAGAAAUGUCUAUGUUACUUUCUUGUUAAAGGUGUCUGACCUGAUCGGUAGCUAGGUAGCUUCGUUUUUGGCCCCAGAUUUGGUUGAAGCUUUCUUCAUGUAUUACAUAUGUAAAUUUAAACCUACCCUCCACACUCUCCAAGCAUGUGGGGACAUGUGAUUAUGUGAAGGCGCUUCCUAAGGGUGGAAUGUACUUUGAUGAGCAUUUCUUCACUUCAGCAGCUAAGACUUGUGCCACUCUUAUUGUCUAUUCAAGUAUAUUACCAUGGCUGCAAGUUCGUGAGUUGAA